CCCUGCAAUGGCGUCUAACUUUGGCAACUGGCAAUGUGCUAUCGAUAAUUUGACAACGACAGCCAAAAGUGACGGGUGUCUGAAGUCCUUCUUUAAUUUGGAUAACAACUACAAACGAAUUGCGUUUAUUCACAAGAAAAACUUUAUAAAUGAUGUAGCAUGGUUGCCUCUGUACUGGGACAACUGUCACAGCAUGCUGAGAAAGUCGACAGAAAAGGCAGUGCGUUACCGUGACGAUGGCAACAAGUACUUUCAGAAGAAGCAGUAUAAAAGUGCCAUUCAGUGUUACACAAAGAGCAUCCAGCAUGCUUCCACGGCUGAGCUGCAACAGAACCAAGCAUUUGCUCUUGGUCUAGGGAACAGAUCUGCUGCACUGUUCUACCUCAAACAAUAUCAGGCAUGUCUAGGAGAUAUCACAAUGGCCUUGACCAGUGGUUGUCCGUGCCCCACUGCUGACAGGCUGAAGAUUAGGAAGAUUCACUGCCUGGUCAAUCUGGGGCGUGGACAGGAAGCGCAGCAAGCCAUCAGAGACUUCAAGAAACACUUGUCAGGUCAUACCGACACCGAAAAGAAGGUGAAAGAUAAAUUAGAGGAUGACAUUGCCAGUCUGGAACAUCAGCUGAGCCAGAAUUGGCUGGGGGAGCCUGAUGGGCAGACAGACAGACAACUGCCCCAGCUGUUCCAGGGACCAAGUGAGGUCAUCACACAAGCUUCUUUAGCUGUUGAAAUGAAGCACACAUGCAGCAAGGGACGACAUCUUGUUGCCAAGCAAGCCAUCCCCGCAGGUGCCACCCUGAUCGUGGAGCGUCCAUAUGCAGCAGUGCUCCUCCAAGACCACCUUCACUCUCACUGCCACAACUGCUUCCAGACCCUCUCACUGGCUCCAAUACCAUGUAUGGAGUGUUGUGUCAUGUUGUACUGCAGUGUGGAGUGUCGUGACACUGCCUGGACCAUGUACCACAACAUUGAGUGCCAGUACCAAGAUCUUCUCUCUUCUGUUGGCAUUGCUCACUUGAGUUUGAGAAUCAUAUUGACGGCAGGUCUUCAGUUCCUCCUAGCAUUCAGUGACCAGGACAGAGACAGCGUUAUACGAGGGCUGACAGUAGGACCGAAGUACCAGCGAGACUACCUGGCAGUGCAUGAUCUGUUGACUCACGAACAGGACAUGGAGGCUGAGGACUUGUUCCAGUACUCCCUGACAGCAUACUUACUUCUGCGGGUGUUGAUUGAUGUGGGCUGGCUCCCUGAUGGCGCGUCCCUGGAGGACGAGCUGACAGACAACAUGAUGUGCAUAGGCAGCUUCCUGCUGCGACAUAUCCUGCAGCUGGUGUGCAAUGCACAUGCAAUCUCGGAGCUACAGGUGUCUCAAGUUGCUGACAGCAACCUGGUGGACAGCAAGAGUCAGGUCCGUGUGGCCACAGCAAUAUAUCCCACAGCUAGUUUGAUAAACCACUCUUGUGAUCCUACCAUCAUCGCAAGCUUCCAGAGAGACACGCUGGUGGUGAGGUCAGUGAAGGACGUAGCAGUCGGGCAGGAGAUCUUCAACUGUUACGGGCCCCACUGUAAGCGUAUGAGCCUUACAGAUAGACAACAGGCUUUAAGUAGCCAGUACUUCUUCCACUGUCAGUGUCAGGCCUGUGUUCAAGAAGAGCAGUCGAUACAGCAAGAUGAGGUCCCGCAGUGUCCAGCAUGUGGUGUUGACCAGGUCAGUGCCCCAGCUCAGUGCCCAGUCUGCUUACACAACAGUGAGACGCUGGCUUCGGACACAAAACAGGCUGACCGCCUCUUCCAGCAAGGUCUUGACCGGCUGCAACAGAUGGAUAUCGCAGGUGCUAUAGUGAGUUUCAGCCAGUGUGUUGAGCUGAGGGAGAGAUCCAUGGACAGGCACCAGACACCCCUAUGUGAGGCCCGCGAUUGUCUGGCCAGGUGUCAUGCAAUGACAGGACAGUUCAGCCUUGCGUCCAAGUACCUGGAGUUAAACCUUUCUGCCUCGGAGCUCAAGUAUGGAGACUCCAGCAUAGAGCUGGGCUAUGAGCUGCAGAAGCUGGCACAAGUUUUCUUUAACGAUAAACAAGUUGGCAAGGCACUGAAUGUCAUAGAUAGAGCUCUUGGUAUACUCACCAUCCACUUUGGGAAGAACUCUGGUAAUGAAGACAUUGAGGAACUGGUGCAGAUGAAAUCAUGUCUGAUAGAGUACCAAGCUGGAACAGACACAUGACCACAAAGGAACACGAGGGCAGAUUAAUGCAUUCACACAAUCAACUUUCCACUGGCCCUAAGUGUUUGGAAGAACUAAGCAACCACAAGACUACUGACCAACUGCUGUGUGUGUGUGUGUGUCCGAGCCACCAGGCAAAUGUGACCUCUGCCUUUUCAGAUUGAUGUAGACCAGUCUCCACCUGUUGAGGUCAACAUUGUGUGAUAAACGUGUUUUUCAGUGGCUUGAAUGGGAUGUGGAGACGUCUGGCAUGAAAGAUGAAAUGUUUAUCAGGGGCUUGAAGGGGAUGUGGAGACGUUUGGCAUGAAAGAUGAAAUUCCUGGUCUUGAAGGAAUAAUAUGAAACAUUUGAUAUCAACUGAUCCUGUGGAUCGGGUGAUUCUUCAGCACAGAAAUAAAUAUUGGAGUAUACUCAA
This is a messenger RNA of Haliotis rubra (blacklip abalone), 2633 nucleotides long. Its product is annotated as SET and MYND domain-containing protein 4-like. The transcript is spliced from 17 exons. Gene Ontology annotation, molecular function: protein binding. NCBI's taxonomy places the organism in Eukaryota, Metazoa, Mollusca, Gastropoda, Lepetellida, Haliotidae. The record is from RefSeq and is a predicted model, not a curated record. The coding region runs from base 8 to 2218 and encodes 736 amino acids.